AUGUCCCAGCGCGGUCCUUCCGGCUACGGCCUCGGCGGCGGGCCCGCAUCCUACGGAGCCUCGUCCCAGCCCGACGAGUCCAGCGGGAACAUCCUCGACCAGAUCCGGCCGUACACGAGCAAGGCCGAGGAUGUUCUCGACAACCUCAGCGAGCCCAUCAAGCCCUACCUCCCAGCCAUUGGCCGCUUCCUGAUUGUCGUCACGUUUCUCGAGGAUGCCCUCCGCAUCAUGACGCAGUGGUCUGAACAGCUCUUGUACCUGCACGACUACCGAAAAAUCCCCAACGGCAUCACGCACAUCUUUCUCAUUGUCAACGUCAUCGCCAUGAUCGCUUGCUCGACCCUUGUCAUUGUCAGGAAGCACUCGGACUACGCCGUCGCCGGCCUCAUGGGGGUCGUAGUCACCCAGGCGCUUGGCUAUGGCCUCAUCUUUGACCUCAACUUCUUCCUGCGCAACCUGUCCGUCAUCGGCGGCCUGCUCAUGGUGCUCUCCGACUCGUGGGUGCGCAAGACCAAGGCAUUUGCCGGCCUGCCCCAGAUCGACGAGAAGGACCGCAAGAUGUACUUCCAGCUCGCCGGGCGCGUGCUGCUCAUCUUCCUCUUCGUUGGCUUUGUCUUCAGCGGCCAGUGGUCCAUCUGGCGCGUCGUCGUCUCCCUCAUGGGCGCCGGCGCAUGCGUCAUGGUCGUUGUCGGCUUCAAGGCCAAGUUCAGCGCCACCCUGCUGGUUGUCAUUCUGAGCAUCUUCAACCUCUUGGUCAACAACUUCUGGACGCUGCACCCUCACCACCCGCACAAGGACUUUGCCAAGUACGACUUCUUCCAGAUCCUCUCGAUCGUCGGUGGCCUGCUGCUCCUUGUCAACAGCGGCCCCGGCCAGUUCAGCAUCGACGAGAAGAAGAAGGUCUACUAA
Messenger RNA from Purpureocillium lilacinum, 909 nucleotides. RefSeq lists its product as uncharacterized. Gene Ontology annotation, cellular component: endoplasmic reticulum-Golgi intermediate compartment; membrane; endoplasmic reticulum. NCBI's taxonomy places the organism in Eukaryota, Fungi, Ascomycota, Sordariomycetes, Hypocreales, Ophiocordycipitaceae. Gene Ontology annotation, biological process: Golgi organization. The record is from RefSeq and is a predicted model, not a curated record.